CUGUUAACGAUGGAUCUCACCAAAGAAGAUUCUAUUGCCCAAUGCAUUGCGUCCAUCGUCGAGAGACACGGAAAAAUUGACGUCUUGAUCAACAACGCGGGCGUGUGCCUUUGCUCGUGGGCGAAACAAACGCCGCGCGACGACGCCGAGAUGAUUAUGCAAACCAAUUUCCUCGGCGCCGUGAGCGUUAUUCGUCACGCGAUGCCACAUCUGAGCCAAGGCGCGAACAUCAUUAACGUCGGCUCCAUCGCCGGUCGAAUCGGUAUUCCGUUUCAGUCCAUGUAUAGCGCUUCCAAAGCGGCGCUGAUGGUGUACACGGACGCGCUUCGCAUGGAAACAAAGGGCUCGGGCGUGCGCGUCAGCUUGAUCGAGCCCGGCGAUUUAAGAUUACAAAAAGGCGCAGCGAGCGUGGUCAAA
Messenger RNA from Ostreococcus lucimarinus CCE9901, 417 nucleotides. RefSeq lists its product with no specific name. The record is from RefSeq and is a predicted model, not a curated record. Lineage: Eukaryota; Viridiplantae; Chlorophyta; Mamiellophyceae; Mamiellales; Bathycoccaceae. The annotation marks the transcript as partial. Gene Ontology annotation, molecular function: oxidoreductase activity. The transcript has a single exon.